UAUUUCAAUGGGACUCAGACCAGUGGCAUCUUUAUCCUUUUGUAGAACAGUCCCUUUCAGCAUUUUUUAAAACACAGUGAUUGAUCAUGCCCACAACUUGCCGCGGAUGAGCAGUGUAUGCUUCUUUUUGACAUGCUUACAAGAAUUAAACUGCGCUUUUAAAAGUGAGGACCGCAAAAAUGGAUAUUUUCAAGCAACAGAAAGUUGAAGAUUUCUAUGAAAUUGGGGAAGAGUUGGGAAGUGGACAGUUUGCCAUUGUAAAGCAAUGCAGAGAGAAAAAUACAGGACAGGAAUUUGCUGCCAAGUUCAUCAAGAAGCGUCAAAGUAUUGCCAGCUCUCGGGGAGUACGGCUGGAGGAGAUACAACGUGAGGUGGAGAUUCUACAGCAAAUUCAGCACCAAAAUAUUGUGACGCUACACGAUGUCUACGAGAACCGCACUGAUGUGGUGCUGAUCCUGGAGUUGGUCUCUGGGGGUGAGCUGUUUGACUUCUUGGCCCAGAAAGAGUCUCUAAGUGAGGACGAGGCAACACAGUUCAUCAAGCAAAUCCUUGAGGGGGUGAACUACCUUCACUCCAAAAAAAUAGCCCACUUUGACCUCAAGCCUGAAAACAUAAUGCUGCUAGAUAAGAAUGUACCAUUGCCAAGGAUUAAACUCAUUGAUUUUGGUCUCGCCCACAAAAUUGAAGCAGGAAUGGAGUUCAAAAACAUCUUUGGAACACCUGAAUUUGUUGCACCUGAGAUUGUCAACUAUGAGCCAUUGGGUUUGGAAGCGGACAUGUGGAGUAUCGGCGUCAUAACAUACAUCCUAUUAAGUGGUGCUUCUCCUUUCCUUGGAGAGACUAAGCAGGACACACUGAAGAACAUUUCAACCAUAAAUUAUGAGUUUGAUGAGGGGUUCUUCUGCAACACCAGUGAAUUGGCCAAAAAUUUCAUUAGUCACUUGCUUGAGAGGGACAAAAAGAAAAGACUGACAAUUCAAGAUGCUCUUAAUCACCCAUGGAUCAAGUCUAAUGAGCACAAGGAGGAGCAUAAAGGCCAAGAGCUGCAGAAACGAGAGAGACGCCAACUCAAGACCAAGCGUCUGAGGGAGUACACUAUUAAGUCUCACUCAAGUAUGCCACCUAACAACACCUAUGUAAACUUUGAGCGCUUCGCCCAAGUGGUGGAGGACAUUGCUCAAAUGGAACGGUCAUUCUUCAGCUUGGCAGAGUCCCAUGAUUCUCUGCAAGAAGAUAUUGGUGCCAUGGUCUCUAUAUACAUUGAGAAAGAGGCCUGGUACAAGGAAGAGAGUGAAGGAGUGCGCCAUGAGCUCUCGCAAAUCCGUUACGAGUUCCGUAAGUUGGAAUCCUUGAAGAGAAGUCUGCAAGACGAAAUGCAGUCUUUUAGCUCCAGCCUUAGAGGCAUCAGCAGCCGCUACCAGGAAAGACAGAACCACUUUGAUGCACUCACCCAAGAACUCAGCAAUGAGCUGAAAUGGGUGCAGGAGGUGAUGGGUUCAUUUCCCACCGAUGGCAGUUACCCCAAUGGUAAUGUCACCACUGUCUUCAAGAAUGAGGUAAACGAAGCCCAGAAAGAGUUGCAGAAGCGCUCCUGUGGAGGAGAGCUGCUGUCUGGGAUCAACCUAGACUAAACCGAAGCUGGCCAUCAAAGAUACACCAUCAUUCGUUUCAGUUAAAAUUUUUCUGUAUGAAUGU
This is a messenger RNA of Phycodurus eques (leafy seadragon), 1695 nucleotides long. It is a transcript of the gene dapk2a, whose product is annotated as death-associated protein kinase 2a. The coding region runs from base 180 to 1631 and encodes 483 amino acids. Gene Ontology annotation, biological process: positive regulation of apoptotic process; intracellular signal transduction; protein phosphorylation. NCBI's taxonomy places the organism in Eukaryota, Metazoa, Chordata, Actinopteri, Syngnathiformes, Syngnathidae. Gene Ontology annotation, cellular component: cytoplasm; nucleus. The transcript is spliced from 8 exons. Gene Ontology annotation, molecular function: protein serine/threonine kinase activity; ATP binding. The record is from RefSeq and is a predicted model, not a curated record.